Molecule: messenger RNA, 1377 nt
Organism: Penicillium riverlandense
Lineage: Eukaryota; Fungi; Ascomycota; Eurotiomycetes; Eurotiales; Aspergillaceae
Exons: 4
Coding region: 1-1377 (458 amino acids)
Biological process (GO): deadenylation-dependent decapping of nuclear-transcribed mRNA
Cellular component (GO): P-body; ribonuclease H2 complex; nucleus
Molecular function (GO): RNA 7-methylguanosine cap binding; hydrolase activity
Source: RefSeq, a predicted model, not a curated record
AUGUACGCCUUCCACUCAGCCAAGGACUCUCCCACGCGCUACACCCCCCACGUCCUCCCCUGCCGCAUUCAUCACGACGGCCCGAUCGAGUCCACCGAGCGCUUCUGGACUCCCCGGCCCGAGGAGGACGGCACCCAAACAGCCCAUUUCCGCGGGCGCAGACUCCGCGGUCGACGCGUGCCGCUGCCUGAUGGAUAUCGCGGGGUGAUUGCAACACCGACCGACCGAGUGAUGGCGUCGGCGACGCAACGACCCGAUCACCACGACGCCGAGGCGGAGGACCCCAACGCGGAACCAGAGCAGCCGGUCAAAAUCCUGGAGACGAGGGGGACUUUCGCGAACUUGAUGGUCUGGGGCCAUGAGAUGGCGCCGGCGGCGGACGAUGCGUAUGUGAAGGGCGUGCAGGAGUGGCUGCAGUUGGCCGAAACGAUCCUCGAAAUGCCUCCAUCCGACCUCACAAAAGUGGCCCCCGAGGCGCUGAUCCCCCAGUUCCAGGUGGACAAAUUACUCAAACAAGAGGUCCUACAAGCCUUCCACGCAGCCAUUGGCCAAGUCAAGAACCUAGGCGACAACGACAUCUACCGGUGGUACCUGGCCUCCUCCUCCUCCUCCUCCUCCUCCUCCUCUUCCUUCGAACCUCAGCCCGACCUCAAAAUCAACCUCAUCUGGCCAUGCACCAAUUCCCACAUCAAGAAAUACUCCGACCAGCAGCUGCGCAUGGUUACCGAGACCCCAGCCAUCUACCGCGACCACGUCCACCCCUACAUGCGCGCGAAGCGAGAGGAAGGCCGACUGAACUGGGUAUUCAAUAUCCUGGAAGGCCGGACUGAACAGGAGGAUGUCAUCAUGCGCGAUACAGGCCAUGGUCCCGAGGACGCGUUUCUCAUGCUGCCGGACCUGAACUGGGAUCGCAAGACGCUGGGCUCCCUGCACCUGCUGGCGUUGGUGCACCGGCGUGAUAUCUGGAGCUUGCGGGAUUUGAAAAAGAGCCAUGUGCCCUGGCUCCGGUAUCUGCGGCAGCGGGUGUUGGAGGCGACGGUGAAGAUGUAUCCCGGACUGGAGGCGGAUCAGCUGAAGCUCUACGUGCACUGUGAGUGUCUGUUGGAAAUCCCGUCUCGCGGGCCUUAUUUAUUAACUGACGUGACAGAUCAACCAACCUACUACCAUUUCCAUAUCCAUGUUGUGAAUGUCAUGUUGGAGGCCGGGGCGACCCAAGCGACCGGCAAGGCGUUUGGCCUGGAGAAUCUGAUUUCGCAACUGGAGACGAUGGCAGGCGAUGAUGAGGCCAGUAUGGCGGAGGUGAGCCUGACGUAUUAUCUGGGGGAAGCCAGUGAGCUAUGGACGGAGGUUUUUGCGCCGUUGAAGAAUAAUGGGUAG